Molecule: messenger RNA, 882 nt
Organism: Heterobasidion irregulare TC 32-1
Lineage: Eukaryota; Fungi; Basidiomycota; Agaricomycetes; Russulales; Bondarzewiaceae
Exons: 4
Coding region: 1-882 (293 amino acids)
Source: RefSeq, a predicted model, not a curated record
AUGUCUAAUAUCACGAGUAGCAUCGGUUCGCUGACUGGAGGUUUGCCAACAGUCUCGCAAGACAUGGCGCCAACAAUAAUCUUCCUCGUUCUCUACAUCCUCACCACCGCCCUCUGUUUCUAUCGCCUGACCACACAAUACAGGAGGCCCACGCGACUCUUCUUCACCUUCGUCCGCUUCCCCCUCUUCGAGCUGGCUCGGAUCGCGACUUUCAUCAUGCGCGCUCUACUUGCCGAGAACUUCACCAAGGUGCUGAAAGGGCAGGCAUCGAUCAACAAGAACUUGAUCAUCGGAGAGCAGAUCCUCCUUGGAAUUGGUUUCCUCAUCCCAGCCUCCGUCUUGGUGAGGUUGGCGGGAUUUCAUGGUAGUCGAUUCGAGGGAGGAGAUAUACUGGGCGGUCGAAGGCGAGCAACCUGGUUUUUGGAGAUCAUGCUCAUUGUUGCGAUCGCUUUCGGUAUCAUCGCUGGCACGAACUUCUCUGGUGCCCUCACCGACCCAUCAAAAGCGAAAGACGUCAAACACGAUAGGGUUAUAUCAUCCGCCAUCACACUGGCAGUCCUUGUGAUACUUGUGUUCUAUUGCAUCUCCCUUGCCAGCCGCCCAAAUUUCCCCCGCGCCACAUCACUUUGGCUUGGUCUAACAUCGGCACUACUGAUUAUCGUACCCGCAUAUCGCAUUCAUAAUACCCUCAACCCGCCCGCAUCAGCGGACUCGGCAGCAAGCAAAGCCGAGUUCUACAUUCUUCAGAUUACAGUUGAAUGGCUUGUGGGAGCGUCGAUUCUGGCCGUGAAUGUUAAAGAGUGGUGUGGUAUUCAGGACACUUCCUAUCUCGAUCCUGCAGACGUCCAGACCCAAAAAGUGUAUUUGAUGCAGCCCGUAUGA